AUGGAUAAAGACAAGUAUGUAACUGUUUGAGCUUGUUGUUACAAUAAGCAAAAAGGACUCCGUUGUAUUUGGUGUAACUUUCAACUUUGCAACUUUCAAAUUACACGGAAAGUUGACUUUUCCAUACAUGCUUGAAAUUUUUUGAAACUGCUAUAGGAUUAACAGCCAAAGUCGGGUCAGUAUAAAACAUGGACUAAGUAUAAAAUGCAGGCCACAGACUAGGUAGUAAAAUGCCGACUGACUUCUUUAGGUAGACUCACUAGACAGACGGAUGCUUGUUGUAUCCACUGUCAUUUCCAGAAUAUAAAUAUAUAAAUAGCAAAAAUAUGAAUUUUUUCUGAUCUCACUGUAAAAUUGCAUAAUCACGGACCUGUUGGGAACGUUUGUUUUUAAAAUAUAACGAAGUCAAACUAGUCACUUCUGUUUUCUUUGGACUGUCCAUUAGAUAUCUCCCAUAAGUAGCCUAGACUACAGGUGUUUUCUUCGAGUACGCAAAUGCCGUUUCUGCUAGCGUUACCGCCAUGUUGAAUUUUUCUUACCUCCCCUUUUGCCUAAUGACCACCCCAAGGGUUGCUAUUCCUACUCUCCCCAGUCCUCCUCAGUGAUCUAAUAAAAAUCAGUGACCACGGAAUUUUGAACACAAACAAGUACCUUUUGCCUGCCCAAAAAAACGGCCAUAAUGCAGGCUUUCCCGUUCGCUGAAAAUUAUAAUGCAAUAAAUGAAGGUUCUGCAAACACAAACAACUGAAAUACUGUAAGCAAAGUUUUUAACAUACAAUGAUAAUUAUAUUUUUUUCAAAGGACAAUAUUGAAUUUUUCAUGUGUCUUCAAUAUUUUUGUGCGACCUAAAAAAAAAAGCUCUGCAACAAAGACUACGAAAUGAGUCCAAAAAUUAACCGUCUGUGUUUUAUACUGAACGCAGCCAAAGCAUUACACAAAAAUGUGUCAUUUAACGAGUUUAUCUGUUUAUGAAAGUCUAUGUGGCCUAUGAAUUAAUACUUAUGACUAACAAACAUGUUCUAUUUAGUUAUAUUAUUACAAAUAGGUUGCGGCCUUGAAUCAAACUGGAUAAACAAGAUUAAGGUGAAUCCAUUGCUAUAGGUAAUAGCAUGAUUUGUAGUGAUAUUUGGCAUAAAUAAUACUCAUGAUAUUUCAAAAUUGUCUCAAAUUUCACUCGCCUAACGGCUUGAAAUUACACACAACAAUUUCCAAACAACACUCAUGGUAUUUAUGCCAAAUAUCACUACAAAUCAUGCUAUUGCCUAUACAAAUGUCACAUACAAAUCAUGCUAUUAUUUGUUUAUACUAUUACCCGCAAAAGGUUUGCACCUUCCACAUGUAACUAUUUCAAAUUAAGGAAUAACCCAAUCAAAUUGCAGAAAUUUUUCACGUAGUAUUAUACAUGAAUAAAUAAUAAUUGAACGUAACACAACAGACUAUAGACUAAAGCAGAACCGCAUGGAACAGAAUAAGGAUAAGGCUGGCAGAAUGUUUAUGAAAGGAUAAGAUGGAAUGGAAAAGGAUAGGAUAGGCUAGGAUGGAAAGAGAUGGUAUAGCAUGACAUAACAUAGCACAGCGCAGUAAAACACCGCAUAGCAUUGGUUAUUGCUUAUGCCACUGACAUGCCAUGCAAUUUUAUAUUUUAAUUGUAUUCUGUACAUUCAUUCAUCCAUGUGUUUCUUGAUCAAUUCAUUCAUUUAUUCAAUCUUUUUUUUAUAUCAUUUGUCAGUCAUUUCAGUUUCCAUAAACCCCUCGUUUAUACAUGAACUUCAAAAAUGGGGUCCUCAAAAAUGGUCCUCGAUAUGCAUUAAAUAACAACUUAUCCAAACUAGGUAAUUCAAACAGAAACGUAUUGUUUUUUCAGAAGCUUGGCAACAACAGAAGAUAUGGACCAUUGUACCAUCCUAAACAUCCUGCUUGACAAUCUUGAACAACUUGAUUUAAAACACAAAUCUGCUUUAAGGGAGGAUAAGAUAUUUACUCUCUAUCAGAGGGUUAUACCUAUAGCUUCUGCAGAAUUAGAUGACAAUAGAGCAUACAUUUCCAAAGGAAAUGCAAAGCGCUUCUACCAAUACAGCAUUACUCAUACAGGCCAUUCAGAAAAUGGGGCGUUCUUUGCCAAUAUAAAAGCAUCAAAGGCUACAAAAAGGAUUAUGUUCCAAAUGAGGUUUAUAGACUUACCACAUAUUACAGAAUGA
Molecule: messenger RNA, 2198 nt
Organism: Pocillopora meandrina
Lineage: Eukaryota; Metazoa; Cnidaria; Anthozoa; Scleractinia; Pocilloporidae
Source: the annotation of a GenBank genome assembly